Molecule: messenger RNA, 546 nt
Organism: Apus apus (common swift)
Lineage: Eukaryota; Metazoa; Chordata; Aves; Apodiformes; Apodidae
Product: nucleoplasmin-like
Exons: 5
Coding region: 106-546 (146 amino acids)
Biological process (GO): chromatin remodeling
Cellular component (GO): nucleoplasm; nucleolus; cytoplasm
Molecular function (GO): chromatin binding; histone binding; RNA binding
Source: RefSeq, a predicted model, not a curated record
UUUUCUUCCUUGUGUUUCUACUCCAGAGCAGCUGAAUGCUGUUUUCUCCAGUGCUUGUUCCCCAGGAGCUGGUUUCUGCUGCUGGUGUUGGAUCUGCUGUGGGGAAUGAGCAGCUCUUCUCCCUUCUCUCAGUUGCUGUCGAAGCGGCCAGUUGCUGCCCUGUGGGGCUGCCAGCUGGACCUGGGCACCCGGAGCUGCCUGGUGAAGGAGGACGAUGACUUCCUGGAGCACUUGAUCCUGCUGAAAACGGUCUGCCUGGGGGCUGAGGCCCAGGACGAGCUGCACGUGGUGGCCGUCAAUUCCAAAAACACCUGUGGAGACAAACCAGUGCCCAUCGCAGCGCUGCGGGCCGCGGUGCUCCCCAUGAUCAGCCUCAAAGGUCUGGAGCUGGUCCCUCCCGUCACCUUCGUGCUCCAGUGCGGAGCUGGGCCGGUCUACCUCAGUGGGCAGCACAUCACCUUGGAAGAUUAUGCCAAGUCCAAAGCCCACGAGGAAGAGCUUUCAGAUGCAGAUGUAAGUGAUGAGGAUAACGAUGGAGCACCCUAG